Messenger RNA from Mus musculus (house mouse), 2903 nucleotides. It is a transcript of the gene Anapc10, whose product is annotated as anaphase promoting complex subunit 10. Gene Ontology annotation, biological process: protein K11-linked ubiquitination; anaphase-promoting complex-dependent catabolic process; protein ubiquitination. NCBI's taxonomy places the organism in Eukaryota, Metazoa, Chordata, Mammalia, Rodentia, Muridae. Gene Ontology annotation, cellular component: anaphase-promoting complex. The record is from RefSeq and is marked validated. The transcript is spliced from 5 exons. The coding region runs from base 187 to 744 and encodes 185 amino acids.
GUAAGACAGCGGCUCUCCCUCGGUUUAGAGAACUGUGUGCUAGCGGGCGCAGGUAGAGCCCUUCUCCCUAGUCUCGGCGGCGUUAGGCUUGCUGUCUCCUCAGGCUUUGUGGGCCUUGCUAAUCCGAAGGAUUGUCAUGGCAUGGUAGAAUGUAUAUUGCUUGUCUCUCUAUAGAAUAAUUUAAAAAUGACCACACCGAACAAGACACCUCCUGGUGCUGAUCCUAAGCAGUUGGAGAGGACAGCAACAGUCAGGGAAAUUGGGUCUCAGGCUGUUUGGUCACUCUCUUCCUGCAAACCAGGGUUUGGAGUGGAUCAAUUACGGGAUGACAAUCUAGAAACUUACUGGCAAUCUGAUGGCUCUCAGCCUCACUUAGUGAACAUCCAAUUCAGAAGAAAAACAACAGUGAAGACAUUAUGUAUUUAUGCAGACUAUAAGUCUGAUGAAAGCUACACUCCAAGCAAAAUCUCAGUCAGAGUAGGAAAUAAUUUUCACAACCUUCAAGAAAUCCGGCAACUUGAAUUGGUGGAACCAAGUGGCUGGAUUCACGUUCCUUUAACUGACAAUCAUAAGAAGCCAACUCGCACAUUCAUGAUACAGAUUGCUGUUCUAGCCAAUCAUCAGAAUGGAAGAGAUACCCACAUGAGACAAAUUAAGAUAUACACACCAGUGGAAGAGAGCUCCAUUGGGAAAUUCCCUAGAUGCACAACCAUUGAUUUCAUGAUGUAUCGUUCAAUACGGUGACUUUAAAAUGGACAGAAGUGAACAGACGUUUGUUUUAUCCUAUCAUUGGAUAGUAUAUCAAGUAUCUUUGGUGAAAAGUCAUGUUACUUUGCAAUUUUACAUACAUUUAAAAUAAUUUAGAUAAAUAACUUUUAGGUCAUGUCUGUUUUUUAUAUAAUAAAGCUCAUAUUUUAUGUUGCUAACAUGAAUUUGAAGUCAAUCUUUAAAUUUUUCUUUAUAUUAAAAGAAAACUAGUUAAACUGAAAAUUUCAAGAUAUAUAUACUAUGUGUUUACUUUAUUUAUGGUGGUUAUUUCAUAUAAUGGUUGUUGGAUAUUGGGAGCAAAAUGGAAUUUUCAAUAGCACUGAAGUGGAAGCUUAAAGGUACUUUGGAAUAUUAGUUGUGUUGGAUGGUGUUUUCCUGGAGCAGACACAGGUGAAAGACCAAGGAACAUUUGGCUGAAACAGACCCAGGUAUGUUCUGCUAAAGCAAGCAUGUGAGAGGGCUCUGAGUGAAGACAUUCAUGUAUUGGUCCUCCUUACAUUGCAUAGUUGAGCUGCAUUUGUUGGGACUCUUAACACCAAAACCUUCUGGUGGUGUGCUACUGCUUCUUGUUGCUUCUGCAGAUUUGGGCUGAUUGGCAGAGACCUGUCACCUGAGACAUACUUAAUGUGCUGAAGCAAAGCAUGUGCUGAGACAAUAACAUGUGGAGGACACUUGAUGUCUGGAGAGAUGAUAAAUAGGACUCACAAUGACGGAGGCUGAACUAGUCUUGCUUAUAGAGCUGUCUGUGCAACGCUUGAGAGGCACAGCUGAGAGCUUUUCCUGGUGUUCCUGUUGGCCAUGGUCCUUCCUGUUGACUAGUGCCAGAGCUGAGGCCUGGCUGUCUCUGCUAGGUAGUGCCAUCGCUGCUGAUUGGUGUUUGCUAUCCUGACUUCUGUGAACUGAACUGCUGAUUUCCUGACAAUGCAGAUGGGAGUUGCUCUAAAGAACCAUAUCUUAAACAAAUCUACUUCCCCUGUGUUCUUUCCUUCCACUACUUAUGGUGGAUGGAAGGCUAAAAGGAAGGUUAAAGCAUUUAAGAACCCUCAUUUAAAAAAAGGCUUGAAAAAAUUAAAGUUACACAUUAAUUUUUUUUUUAGAGGAAAUUAAAUGUUUGUGUCCCCCCUCACCCGAAACAAUGAUAAUUCAAUCUCUGGGUGCAACAACUAGAAUCCUAAUCUUGUAAGCCAUAUUAAAUCUAAAUCCUCAGGUGGCAAAUCCUGGCAGAUUCGCCAUUUAAGCUGAGGACACUAGUAGCUACAUCUUGCCUUCUCGAUAACCCUGUCCAAAUAGCCCCUAACUCUCCUGCUUCCUCUCUUCCUCUGUCCAACCUUGAAGUCUCACCUACUUGCCCAGUGAUUGGUCCCUGUAUUCAGACAGCCCCUCCUGGGAAAGCAGAAUUAACAUCGUAAGUGGAAUUAAUACAGGCAUCACCAGGGCCAUCCACAACACUUUCCUUUUUCUGUACUAAUAAAAAACAAAACUUUUCUCUCAAAUAUAAAUUGAGCACAACUACUACCAUUUUGUAAUUUAUAAAGUACAAGAUAGACCUAACACCCAGUCAGUCCAUCAUUUUUGUCAAUUAAAUAGAACACUGUCAUAUUUCCUAACUUAAAAGACGUAUAAUUCUACACCUGACUUAUGUCCUGGCUUUAGAUUGUAUGCCAUCUGAAAACCAUCCUCAAAUCUGUUUUAUCAAUGUUAAAUAGCCUGGGUUGGCUUUGAGACUAUAAGUAGUCUUUCAACUCCAUCAGAAAUCCGAGAAUGACCAACAUUAUCUGAAGAUAAAGGAAGCCUAACACAGCUUCCAGACCUGAGACAAGUUGUAGAGACAGCUGCCUACCCAUAUAGCCCCAGUAAGUCAGGAAGUUGGAGCAUCAAUCUUCAUCCUCUGGCCCAGAAUCAUCUGACAGAUCUUUGAAAAACAGGAAUUGUUAAGGAUUAGCCUAUUGUCUCAGCAGAACUAAGCUGUCCUAACCUGAACAUUGUGUCCUUAGAUAGCCAGUUUCUGCUCAGUGGCCACCUGGCCACAGUGUAUCACUUCACUUGGAGGUAUAGAUGCUCUGUUGCUUUGAAUCCAUGAAUGAGAAGCUGUUAGGAGAUUAUCUCAGGAAGUGAAUAAAUAACAUUAAAUGUCA